Messenger RNA from Mizuhopecten yessoensis (Yesso scallop), 3050 nucleotides. Its product is annotated as protein unc-93 homolog A-like. The record is from RefSeq and is a predicted model, not a curated record. Lineage: Eukaryota; Metazoa; Mollusca; Bivalvia; Pectinida; Pectinidae. The transcript has 3 exons. Bases 808 to 2346 code for a protein of 512 amino acids.
UAUGCAGGUUUAGAACGAGAGACCAAUUUAUAAAUGCAAGUUAUUGGCAUUUUAGAUCUACAUAAUUACAUAGAAAUAUACACGAUGUGUGUAACCUGUUUGGAUCUCCGUAGUCUACGUACCAGAGGAAGUGAGUUUAGUCGACAACUGACGGGAUGCGAUGUAUCAUGUUCGUGAUCAAAUGAAUUUCUAUAUAUUUAUGCAUCCGUAACAGUAAGACCGAGCGAUCUGAUUACGUGGCUGUACUUAUUAAUGCUUAUUAUUCAGACAAUUAGCUUCUCCGCUUGAGUGCUGCGUUCGUUACGGCCGAUCAGGAUUGACCAGAUAUCGUGUUACUCCAUCAGUAGACAAACAUCCAAAAGGUGGAGCAACCGUAUAUCGGGACGAGUCUGCCUACAAGCUGAGUUACACUAUAGAUUCUCCGGAGCAUGUCUAACAGUUUCCGACUAGAUAGUUUAGUUUGUCUGUACCGGUGAGGCUGUGAGGAGACGUGUAUACUAUACAGGUACACUAGGAUAUGUUAACCAUAACUUUGUCUGUACCGGUGAGGCUGUGAGGAGACGUGUAUGUUAUACAGGUACAUUAGGAUAUGUUAACCAUUACUGAUCGUAGUUUGUGCUCAUACUACUGUGACGGUCGAACCUGCUACAACUGCUGAUUUUGGGAAUCUGGUUUCUAUUUCACGUAAAUCUCUAUUGACUGGCUUUAACCCCCAAUACCUACUCGUAACCCUGUAGUCCUUCCAUGACAGACCUAAACAAAGCUAUCGCAGACCAACCCAUGAAACAGACACUCCAGCAUUAGAACAUGGAUCUGAUCAUGAAGAAGGGUUACGGUAAGUUGUUGGUGUUGAGUGCUGGCUGGUUCCUGUUCUUCCUCAGCUUUUCCUCCAUACGAAACAUCACCACCAGCAUCAACCAUGAGGGCGGCUUGGGUCUGGGAUCUAUGGCGGGUACAUACGCCGGAUUCAUGUUGGCCUGCUGUGUCACCACAAGUGUGGUCCGCCGCUUCACCACCAAGUGGGUCCUGGUCGUGUCCUUGGGUAUCCAGAUAAUCUUUGUGGUGGCCAAUCUGAGUCGGAACCUGUAUAUACUGGUGCCAAUUUCUGUGGUUUGUGGUGCCUCACAGGCCGCUAUGUGGACAGCUGUCAGUACGUAUGUUGUAGAUAUUGUGGUCCAGCUCGAGGGCAGGGGAGCUGCGGGAAGGUUUUCCAGGAGUCUCAAGGCUAGGAUGUUUGGUGUUUUUUUCUUCUUCGGAUCAUUGGCACCUGUGUUCGGAGCACUUUUAACUUCCUUUAUACUCAUCCAGGACAGGAGUGACAAACUCAUUCCUAUUUCAGUGGAACAAAAUAACUGUACAAAUUAUAGAAACCGCGCAUCUCUUACCUCUAACUGUAGCAAUACCUCAUCCAUAGGCGAAGUUGGUAUAGGGGAGUACCGGACUAUGGAUGUUGUGAACUCUGUGUGUGGCCCGAGGUUCUGCCACGCUAACUUUGAUCAAUAUGUUGAAAGGACUGUGACGGAAGGAACCCGCACCCUUCUGUUCGGAGUAUAUACGGCAUGCAUGGCCAUUGCUUUGCUAGCUUACACAAUAUUUCUAGACGGGAGUAAAAGCUUGAAGGAAGUUCUAUGUUCUGGCCGAGGCUGUGCCGACUUUCUGGAGGACUCAAAGUCAGUCUUUAAACUCAUUGCUGAAUGUAACUUUCUUCUCAUCAGUCCGCUGAUUUUAUUUCAUGGAGUGCAGACAGCUUUUUUUUCUGGCGAAGUAACAAAGGUUGUUUUUCUACAAUAUAGAGGAGAGAGAAAAAGACCAAAAGAUAUUUGCAGAGCAUUACAACUUGACAUGACUCUCCUAUCAAACCAACAUAUUUGUGUUCAUUGUAUUGUAGCGGCGGCUGUGAACCUGUUUGCUCUGGUGGCCAUGUUGAUCUGGAGUGCUGAGAAUGGUGACAUGCUUUACGUGUUUGCCCUUGCCAUCUUAUGGGGGGUAGGGGAAGGAAUUUGGACAACACAUUUAAAUAGUUUAGUUGGAGCCCUGUAUACAAACAAUCCUGAGGCCGCUUACUCUGCCUAUAACUUCGUCGUGGCCUUGGGAAUGACGGUUGGGUAUAUAUACUCAAACUAUGUGUGUAUGGAAAUUAAAAUAUACGUCACCGGGUGUCUGUGUAUUAUAGGUAUGUGUAGCUACGUAGUAUUUAUAAGGAAGAAACCGUUGUAUCAGAUGCAGGGAGAGACCAUUAUAGUCCAUGUCACAUCAAAUACAGACGUCACCACGCAACUUAACGCGGACGACGCAAUCCAGACGGAACAACGAUUCUCAAUAACCAUGUCCCAGACCGAAGAAUGAGUAUCAACAACCACGUCCCGGACCAAGGCAUGAGGCUAAACCCUGGACUCACAAACCUAGGAAUGGGACAAAUCUUGGGCUCAUUAAACUGCAAAUAACCAGGUGAACGGGUGUAUCCGUCGUGCUUUACCAAACACAGACCAGAAAUCGAGGAAUGAGGUUGAACAAGGAUACCCCAAACUGAGGGAUGAGGCAGGACAAACACAAAGGAAGUCUUGUAAUUACUUGUAUAAACUCACUGACGCCUGUAAGAGUAUUGGGACGCAUGCAACACCUCUUACCGAGAAAGGACACGUGAAGUAACAACCGUCCUCUAUACCAGACUUACCGCAAGGUGUAUUUCAUGUGUACAGGCAGAAGACACGUAACCGCAUCGAUACUACUGGCCGAUGAUACUGUAUUUGUUUACGUUAGACCCACGAGGCCUCUAGCUGUAAGCGGGUAUCUAAAGAGCCACAAUCAUGUGCUUAUCGAUGAACAGAAGAAUGUAGGUGACUAUUUUAAAAUUAAAAGUAUUACAACAUUAGCUUCCCUGGACAGGAUUUGAACUACAACACCUUUGAUUAUCGUUUCGUCUACAUAUCUAGCUCGAUCUCAAACUAGUCCGUAUACAACUGUUUCCGUCUAUUUACAAUACCUAUUAUAUUCACAAUUAUUUUUUUCAAUAUUGAAUAUAGUUGUAUGACUUAAAUAAAAAGCAAAUG